This is a messenger RNA of Diprion similis, 844 nucleotides long. RefSeq lists its product as uncharacterized. Lineage: Eukaryota; Metazoa; Arthropoda; Insecta; Hymenoptera; Diprionidae. Gene Ontology annotation, molecular function: N-acetyltransferase activity. The transcript has a single exon. The record is from RefSeq and is a predicted model, not a curated record. The coding region runs from base 86 to 844 and encodes 252 amino acids.
GGACUCGUAUUGUGCUAUACGUGAGAUUUGAUUGAUCUUGAAAAGCUUGCGAAGAAGAAAGGUGCGGUCGAGUAAUAUCAAGGAAAUGGCGAUGACCAUGGAAUACCUCAAACCGUAUCCGACAACAGCGUCAGGAUACAGAAUCGAACUGGCCAAACAAAGCCGACUACCUGACAUACUGAAAUUCAUUCAGGAAAAUCAUAACGAGGAGGAAAAAAUUAAGAGAGUGUUGAAAGCUGGUUUCCAGACGAGCGCGGAGGAGGAGGAGGAGGCUGAAUGCAUCCAGGAAGACGACGAAAGCUUUAUCACCGCUGUUUACGAGCGAUCGCCCUGUCUGAUUGCGGUUCAAAACGGGACCGAGGAAGUAGUUGGGGUGAUUUUGACCCUUCUGAAUCGGCGAGAGGGUGAGGAUGAACGGAAUGGUGCAGGGACGGCGGAACUCUUCAAGUCUCAGACGUUCAAAUCCAAGUUCGUUAAAGAGUACUACAGCUACUUGGCAAAGAUAGACGAAGAAGUGGGUAUACACCAAAGGUAUCCAGAGGCCGAAGCCGUUCUGGAAUUUUUCUUAAUCGCCGUUCAUAACGAUCACCGCGAGAAGGGACUCGCAAAAGAUUUAAGCCAGACUGCACUCACGAUUGCCAAAUGUCUUCCGGGAGUGCGUGUUGUGUACGGUUAUUGUUCUUCGAUAGAUUCGAGGAAAGUCGCCGAAGAAAUUGGAAUGGUUAAUCUGUGCGAUAUCGAUUUAUCGACAACUUUUAAGAACGACGAGGGUGAGUCCAUAUUUCGCGACGUUGAUGAAGAUUGCGCAGUUUCCGUUAUGGGGUUGGAAAUUGAUCACGUGUAA